AUGUUGACUUUAGAUGAUGAUCUUAAGUUAGUCAUUUUAGAAUAUCACAAUUAUCAUUUAUCUAUAUCCUUAGAACACUCUAUAGACAAAACAUGGAAUUAUUUUCAAAGCUUGAUUCCACAACUAACCAAACAUGCCCUUCAAUUGAUCGUUGAUUCGCAAGGUGUGAUUCGUAAGAAUUCAAUUAGUCGACUAAAUGAGUACACUAUUUUGGAGUACUUGAUCAAGUUAUGGACUCCGGAGUUGGAUCUUAAUGAUGUGAUUGAUUUGGUAGCUAAUUUGAGUUCCAUCUCCCCAUUGAACCAGGACAAUGUUAUUAAUGGGGUUGAAAGGUAUGAGGACUUGUCUAGAUCACUUACUAUUGAAGAACAAGUUUCGGCUAUUUUUGAAAAGUCGUAUUCAAAUAAUGAUAUCUACUACUUGGAUGAAAUAAAUUUCCCUGUGAACGGGGAGAUGACCACAAUCACAUUCCUGGGGAACCUUUCCGGUACUGAUUUCUUGGAUCCGCUAGUGGUUACAUCUAGUGUUACAGAAACAUUCAAUUACUAUCCCACUGGUCUAUUAAACCCAUAUCAUCUAUAUAUCUAUUUGCUAAGAUUGAAUUUCCAGUUGCAAUUGCAGGGCAGGAAAAUUUUAUUAGUUCUACAUAACAACUGUUGGAUGAAUAGGUUUUUUACCAAUAUUGAGAUACUUUACAUUAGCAAACAACUAGAUGGGUAUUACUAUAAAGAUGGUAUGAAGUUUCCUGGCGACUAUGGUUUGAAGAAUUGGUUAAGACAGUCGUUGAGCCACACUGAUAUUAUUCCUAAUCUUCUUUUUAAUUACAACCAAUUGAUCCAAAAACUAAAGUCAGAUCCCGUGAUGUAUAAAUUUAACCAGCUUUGUAUUGGGAAAGCAUUGGAUACUGUUGGAAACGAGUCUUUGGAUAAUUAUCCCAUUAAGUUUGAAAAUGGUAUUUUUGUCGUUGAGGGAGAAACGAGGGGCGACGAGUUUAUACUAGACUAUCAUUAUAGUAUUAAGGAUGUUAUUUCGAUUAUGCUUAGAUUGAACAAUUUUGAGAAGUUCACCCCGUCACUGCCAAAUAUGGAUUGGGAUAAAGUAAGUGAUGUUUUUGUGAACGAAAUAUUCCCUUCAAUCAGGAAUAGUGACUUGUACUUUAAGUUUGCUAUUCUAUAUAAUGAGUUGCAUAUAAAAAAUGAUCAAAGUGCUAUUGAUAGGCUGAUUCAACCACCGGAAGUGUUUUCUAUUCCUCCGGAUCAUGUGACUUUGGUUGAUUUGAUUUGUAAGAUCGACGAUAGCUUUAAACGAACGGUUGACAAAUCUCAUUUACUAUCAACAUUGCAUCCUGAAAAGAGUGGUCCUAGUUUGGUGAGUUCGAAAGAUGAGGAUACGAGUGCUUCAGAAAGUGAAGAUGAAUCUAGAAAGCGACCAAAUGAUUCUGAAGAGGAAGUUCGUACAAUCAAGAAAUCAAAAAUAUUGCAAUUAUUGGAAAAGAAUGACUUGCAUUUUGUUGACGCAUUUGAAGAAGAUGAAGAUGAGGAGUCUGAGGAAAGUGCUGACGGUGUAGAUGAUUUGCUUAAUGACUCGUUUGCUGGAAAGAUCAAGAGGUCUAAGUAUACUCCGCAUACAAGUGCUAAUGCAUCGAUAGUUAAUGGCACGGGUUCUCUGUCGAACAAUACACCCCAAUCAAACACGCCAGUACCAAAAGACAACCCUGUUAAUAACCCCAACGUCCCAACGACUAGUGUUGACAAUUCCCAUCAAACAGGUAAACUUGGCAUGUUGAAAUCGUUGAUAGAUUUACACCCACCGACCUCAACUAAACUUAUUGCUAGUGGAUUUAGUUUUUCCUUGCCAAAAAAUACAAAGUUGUCUAGAAAUUUCGAUGGCAGUGAUGAAAGUUCUGAAGAAAGCACAUCGAGUAUUACAAGUGAUGAUGGAGACCAAUCUGAAACUGUGACGACCACAUCAAGAAUUGAUGAUAUUGAUUCUCUGGAAAAACGUGGUGCUUCCAACCAAACCCAACCAAGCGAACCAAAUGUACGCCGAGUCUCUGAAACAUCUGAUGCUCCAAAUAAUAAUGUGUCAGUGAAUGUUAAUGAGACUCAAAUGGGUCCUGAAAAGGAACAUGAACCUUUACCUGAAGGUAAAACUGAAGUUUAUGGUGAAGGAGAAGUUGAAAUUACAGAAAAAACUGAAACUGAAACUGAAACUGAAGUCAAUGCUGAAGAUAAAAUGGAGGUUGAAUCUGAGCAAGUUGAAUCGGAAGAUGAAGUUGAAGCUGACGACGAGUCGGAAAGUGAAUCUGAAAGUGAAUCUGAAAGUGAGUCUGAAAGUGAUUCAGGAAGCGAAUAUGUUGAUGAAUCCUCAGAAAUUUCUUCGUUCAAGAACGAAAGGAGAGCCAUUCGGAAUGUUCGUAGACCACCUGCUAUAAUUUCAGAUAGCUCAGCUUCUAGCGGUGACGAAGAAGUUGUCGAUAACCCGAGAGCCCCUGUUAUAGAUACAGAUGACUCGUCUUCGAACAGUGAUGAGGAAGUUGUCAAUAACCCAAAAGCAUUCACAAAGGUCUCGGAUGAUUCGUCUUCUAACAGUGAUGAGGAAAUUGCUAGUAACUUUACAAAAAAGUCUGAUGGUUCAUCUUCUGGCAGUGAUGAAGAAAUUGUUGAUAAGCCACAAUCCCCUGCAAGAGUGUCCGAUCACUUAUCUUCUGGCAGUGAUGGAGAAAUUGUUGUUAACCCAGAAACACCUGCUAUGGAUAUAGAUGACUCAUCUUCUGGCAGUGAUGAAGAAAUUUUUGAUCAGCCGGAAUCCCCUAAAAGGGUGUCAGAUCAAGCAUCUUCGAGCAGCAACCAAGAAAUUGUCGAUAACCCAGAAACCGCUACAAAAAUUUCAGAAUCUUCUAGUAGUGAAGAAGAAAUUGCCAAUAAUCCAGAAACUCCUACUAUGGAUAUAGAUGAAUCAUCUUCUAGUAGUGGUGAAGAAAUGGCUAGUAACACAAGCAAAGUGUCGGACGGCUCGGCUUCUAGUAAUGAUAAAGAAGUUGCCAAUAACCCUACAAAGGUAUCAGAUGGUUUGGCUUCUAGUAAUGACGAAGAAAUUUCCAAUAAUCCAGAAACCCUUACAAAGGUUUCAGAAGACUCAUCUUCUAGCAGUGAUGAGGAAGCCAGCGACUCUGCUGUUAUGUUAGAUGGCACAUCUUCUGGUAGUGACACCGAAAGUUCCACUAACCCAGAAACACCUCCUAAAUUGAAUCAGAAGCAACCAAUUGCAAACGCUGGUGGUGAUAAGAAUGUUUCAAACAAGUCAGAAAUUAUGGUUGCACCGUUGCCAAUAGCAACUCCACGUGUGCAAGGUUUGGCGUUGACUCCAACUGCAAGUACAAGACGUGCUAAAAUGGUUUUGAGUAAAGAAUUUGUUCUGGAUAGUGAUGAUAUCACAGAUGAGGGAUCAAAUGCAAAUGAUGGUAUCGAGAAGGAUAAAGAUGAUGUAAAUUUGAAAUCCAUUCCUGUCAAGAAGGCUAAUGAUCCAACUGUGUCUAUGUCUGAAAAAGUGCCACAACCAGAUAGUAAGGAUAGUCUGAGUGAAUCAAGUGACGAUUCUGAGUCCAGUGAAUCUGGGUCAGGAUCUGAUUCUAGUGAGUCAAGUGACGAUUCUGAUUCCAGUGAAUCUGGGUCGGGAUCUGAUUCAGACUCAAGUGAUGAGUCAAUGGAUUCGUCUGAUGAAGAGUCGUCUGAGUCCAGCUCUAGUGAUGAAUCUCCAGCAGUCAAGAAACCUGAAUUGAAAACAACUGGAUCUAAAGAGAAGCCUCAACCAGUGAAAGUCCAAAAAACACCAAAACCUAUCGCUUCUUCUAUUGGCGAACCUAAGAAAGUACCUGUACCUGCACCAGCACCAAAAACGACUCAACGGUUGGCUUCAUUAAAAGAUUUAAAGCAUCCACGUACCACCAUUGAGAUGAAGAAGCCUAUUCUUUUACUGCCAACAAAACCAAAGAAGAAGUUUUCCAGAAUUUUUGAUAGUAGUGAUGAUGAUUCAAGUGAGAGUGAAAGUGAUAGUGACAGUGAGGUGCCCAUGUCUCAAUUGAAAGUUGGACGAGCUCCAAAACGUUCUACACAAGCUACAAAGCCGCCAGUUAAAAGUGAUACCUCCUCCAGUGAUGAUAGCAGUGAUGAUGGUAGUGAAGGUAGUAGUGAUGAUAGCAGUAAAGGUAGUAGUGAUGAUAGUAGUUCUGGUGACAGCUCCAGCGACAGCAGCUCCAGUGACAGCAGCUCAAGUGAGGAAAGUUCCAGCGAUGAAAGUAGUUAG
Molecule: messenger RNA, 4305 nt
Organism: Candida albicans SC5314
Lineage: Eukaryota; Fungi; Ascomycota; Pichiomycetes; Serinales; Debaryomycetaceae
Exons: 1
Coding region: 1-4305 (1434 amino acids)
Source: RefSeq, a predicted model, not a curated record